AUGGAGCUGAGCAUCACGCCAAUCACGCCAAUCACACCGAGACAAGGCGAGAGAGGGAGGGAGCAGCACAAAGGGGCGGCGACGCUUCCGCAGUCCUUUUUCAGUCCUUGGCGCUUUGCUUUCAGCCGUGCGGAUCUUCGUGUCGACUCGUCCGCGGUCUGGCUCAGUCAUCCUGACUCAGCAGGGCCAUUUGCUCCACUCUUGCAAAGCAUCGGCAACGCUCCGAUUCGGCUUGCGCUGCUGCUCCUUGGCCAUCAUCACCGCCAAAACGCGCCCCCAUCAUCCGCAAAGCGCCCAAACGCGAUGCCCGCCAGUGCGAGUGCCGUCGCAGGUCCGUCGCGACCAUCCGCCUCGGCCUCGGCUUCGGUGCCGCUCACCAAAAACGCCAGGCGACGUCUCAAGAAGAAGCAGCAAAAGGAGGAACCAUCGCAACCGCAACGGCAGCGCUCUCCGGACGUCGACAACACCAUCACCAACGGCUCAUCGCUCAUCGACGACGCCUCGGAACUGCGCAUCGAUGCCGACUCGGAAGCCUACCGCGCCUUUUCCAAUGUGCUGGCUCGCUACCAGCCCACCGCGCUUGCCGAUGCAGCCCAACCGUCCAAAGGCGAGAUCCUCUACUCGGACGACGACGUAUCCUCUGCGCACGAUUCCGACGACGACGACCCCUCCACCCCCGCAGUCCUCUCAAAACGCAAGCACAAGAAGCUGCAGCGUCUGAGCGUAGCCGAGCUCAAGCAGCUAGUUCGUCGGCCCGAGGUGGUCGAAUGGACCGACGUCACCUCCUCCGACCCUCGUCUGCUGGUCCAUCUCAAAUGCGUGCGCAACUCGGUGCCCAUCCCACCGCACUGGGCAACCAAGCGCGACUACCUCCAAAACAAGCGCGGCAUCGAGAAACCCGCCUACCGCCUACCCACCUACAUCGCCGACACGGGCAUCGCCACCAUGAAGGACGCGCUCAAGGAAAAGGAGGCCGAGCAGUCGCUCAAGCAAAAGACGCGCGAACGCAUGCAGCCCAAGAUGGGCAAGCUCGACAUCGACUACAAUCGCCUCUACGACGCCUUUUUCAAGUUCCAGCACAAACCCUCCCUCACCCCUUACGGCGACACCUACUACGAGGGCAAAGAGUACGAGACCAAGUACAAGGACAAACGUCCCGGUCAGCUGAGCGCCGAACUCGUCGAGGCACUCAGCAUUCCGCCGCUGGCACCACCGCCGUGGUUGAUCGCCAUGCAGAGGUUCGGUCCGCCACCGAGCUACACGCAUCUGCAGAUCCCCGGCUUGAAUGCGCCGCUACCCGAAGGUGCGCAGUGGGGCUUUCAUCCAGGUGGAUGGGGUAGACCGCCCGUCGACGAGUACGGCAAUCCGCUCUACGCCAACGUGCUCGCCACCCAAGACGCCGUCGAUGCCGACCUGGUCGAUGUUGUAGAGAAAGAACACUGGGGCCAGCUCGAACCGGAAGAAUCCGACCCGGAGCAAGAAGCCGACGACGACGACGAGCCCGAGCCAGAAGAGCAGGAGGAAGAAGCCGAGCCCGAGGAUAUGUCCGGUGUUGAAUCGGUUGCUACUGGAGCGGGAGUUGAGACACCAUCGUUUUUGGAGCUGCGCAAAGACUCGCGGCUGGACACUACGCCCGCACCCGCACGCUCACUCUACACUGUGCUACCGGAGCGGGCGGCAUCUUCAUCCGGCCAGCUUUUGGGUUCGGAGCGCGUGUACGACAUUCCUUCGCAUGCGCCAGUAUUGGGCGAGGAGAGGGGGAGGAAACGUGCUGCUGAUGCGGUGGAUGUGGCUGUCAACCCGGACGACCUCGAUGGGCUGGACAAGGCGAGUUUGGAACAGCGCUACGAGCAGCGCAAUCGCGAACGUGCCGAUGCCAGGUACGAUACAGAGGGUGUCGCGCAGAUGAGAGAGGAGAUGCAGCGAGAGCGCCAACACGAGCAGAGACGCAAAGCAAGUCGCAAAGCGUAA
Molecule: messenger RNA, 1971 nt
Organism: Moesziomyces antarcticus
Lineage: Eukaryota; Fungi; Basidiomycota; Ustilaginomycetes; Ustilaginales; Ustilaginaceae
Product: DUF382-domain-containing protein
Exons: 1
Coding region: 1-1971 (656 amino acids)
Biological process (GO): mRNA splicing, via spliceosome
Cellular component (GO): U2 snRNP; precatalytic spliceosome; nucleus
Source: RefSeq, a predicted model, not a curated record